Messenger RNA from Knipowitschia caucasica, 519 nucleotides. NCBI's taxonomy places the organism in Eukaryota, Metazoa, Chordata, Actinopteri, Gobiiformes, Gobiidae. The record is from the annotation of a GenBank genome assembly.
AUGUUGGUGGUGGUGGUCGUGCAGCUGGUGCUGCUACUGGUGAUGAUGCAGCUGCUGCUGGUGAUGAUGCAGCUGCUGCUGAUGACAGUGGAGGUGUUGAGAUCCUUCGAGGUGGUGGUGGUGUUGAGAUCCUUCGAGGUGGAGGUGUUGAGAUCCUUCGAGGUGGUGGAGGUGUUGAGAUCCUUCGAGGUGGUGGAGGUGUUGAGAUCCUUCGAGGUGGUGGUGGUGUUGAGAUCCUUCGAGGUGGUGGUGGUAUUGAGAUCCUUCGAGGUGGUGGUGGUGUUGAGAUCCUUUGAGGCGGUGAUGGUGUUGAGAUCCUUCGAGGUGGUGGGGGUGUUGAGAUCCUUCGAGGUGGUGGAGGUGUUGAGAUCCUUCGAGGUGGUGGAGGUGUUGAGAUCCUUCGAGGUGGUGGAGGUGUUGAGAUCCUUCGAGGUGGUGGAGGUGCCUCCGCCUGCUCCGACCUCGGUGCAAAGUGACCGCUCUAAAGGAGAGCCUCCAGACUUCAGUGACCUCGGGUAA